Messenger RNA from Rhipicephalus sanguineus (brown dog tick), 2124 nucleotides. RefSeq lists its product as uncharacterized. The record is from RefSeq and is a predicted model, not a curated record. The transcript is spliced from 9 exons. Bases 84 to 2006 code for a protein of 640 amino acids. NCBI's taxonomy places the organism in Eukaryota, Metazoa, Arthropoda, Arachnida, Ixodida, Ixodidae. Gene Ontology annotation, molecular function: protein binding.
GGAGAAGACGGGCGCUUACGACUGCGAGGCGCUGCUGAUUGUUCAAGAUUUCAUCCAACGCAAACACGCACAGGCCUACGGCUAUGUUUUCCUUGGCGGUCUUGUUCCUCGUACAAGCUCUUCAACUUUCAUGCCAGAACGAAGGAAGUCCACUUUUUGACAUGGAACGCUUACCCCUCACCUCGCAAGUGGAUACGUCCAUAACGUUUUCAUGGCGUCGACCGAAAUACAACUUCGAUUACUACAUAGUGGAAAUCAUGGAGGACAACAUAGAGAAAAACGCAAGUGAUAGGUCUCAGCGCCUGGGAUCGUGCAUCUUGUUCAACGGCCACUUCCCGAGACCAAACUGCCCAAGAGUACAAGCGUGCACCUACGUUAGCCUGAAUGUGACGCCGGUUAUCACCGGGCUAACAAUAAGCCUUUUCCCGGUAUCUCGUACGCCAAGCAUUUUCGUUCCCGCUAAAGAUCCUGACCCGCCAACCAACAUCACUGUCUUUCAUUGGUCACCAUCAGCAGCGCUAAUUGAGUGGAAUGCUCCAGUGAGGGUGCCCGGAAUACUCUCUACAUACACAGUUAACGUGUGCAAGGAUUUUGAUAGAUGCGAUGAAGAUGGCUAUCUGUACAGUUGCUACAAGAGCGAAGUAAACAGCACGUGGCUGUUUCUUACGCACUCUUUGAACAUGACUCUUUGUAUCUCGGUCACCGCAAGCGCAGUUUGCGGUGCUCACACCUACAGGAGUCUUGCAGCGUUUGCGGAAGUCAGAUUAACUUCGUUUGUGGUUCCCGGUAUCCGUAAUCUUUCUCUGAAGAGUGUGGGGCCCGACUUCUUCGCCAUCUCUUGGGCACAACCCUCGGUUCAGUUCGAGUAUUACUGGCUCGAAGUCUACGAUGUCGGCGAUGGAAGCGCUACAACACAAGACAUAGGCUCUUGUGCUAACGGUACUAUCAUUCACAGAGAUCAAACGCAAGUCACCUGCGACAAGUUCAGACCGUGUGCGAACAUUACUAUCACGGUGCACAUGAAAUCCAAGACUGAUUCCAAUAUGACAUUCAGCGGGGCCACGCUGCGCGGGAUAUUCAUGCCUGGACGAGUUCUUCCCGAAGUCGCCAACUUGACAAUGGCAGUCAUGCACAAUGAUUCCAUCACUGUGUCGUGGCAGCGACCAAAGGGAUGCUUCGAAGAUUACGUCGUUCAAGUCACCGAAGAGAAAGAAAGACAGAACAACGGUGGAAAAACGCUCAGCGUUGGCUCAUGCGGAAAUGCGACAAUCGUUGAUGCAAGCAAAACGAAUAUAACCUGCAGCAAUAUCGAGGCAUGUAGCGUGAGCGUCAUCGUGCGCACUCGCAGAACGGGAUCACCAGAUAUUACGUCACACGGCGUCACACUGCAAGAUGUCAUCAUGUACAAAAAGGAUUUGCCGACAGUGCAAUAUGCUGUUCGAACAGCUACAGACUCCUUGUAUUUGCAAUGGGCGCGUCCAUCAGGCUGCUUCGACAAAUAUAAAGUGGACUUCUCAUACAGUACCUCAAACAGUGCUGGCCCUGGACGAGGCGCACCUUUCUGUGCCGGAACAACAAUCCUGAACCCGGACCAGACAAGUUUUUUGUGUGCCAAUACGCCGCCAUGCGGCUACGCGAACGUCACAUUGGUCACACAGCGCGAUGGACCAAAUGGAAGCACUUCACGAGGAAAUGUAACUACAGUAGAAUUAGGAAAAUUCGCAACCUUGGAGUUUGACCUCCACCUGCAAUAUCUGACGCAAACGUCGGCCAUCGUUAACGCAGAAAGCCGCAGCAGACAUCAGUGCAAACAAGGAUUGUGCACGGCAUAUGUAUCCGGUGGUCACCUUUACAGAAAUUCAGUACCAUGUCGAAACGGCUAUGGCUACUCCAUGGUGUCAAUUGACAAUCUGCGCAGCGGUGUCUUCUACACCUGUUCAGUCACCAUCAAGAACCCGUCAGGUCAAGUGGAGAACACCGGAACCAUUGGAUUUCGGACUCCAUAACGUCUCACAUAGAACGAGCAGACGGGGAAAGCUUGUGCGAUAAGAGAAGCGUACCACGUAAACGGAACGAGUCUCCAUGUACCUUCCUUGCUGCGAUAUUUUCACCACUGUGUGCAUG